This is a messenger RNA of Exophiala oligosperma, 983 nucleotides long. RefSeq names its product calmodulin. Gene Ontology annotation, biological process: spindle pole body organization. Gene Ontology annotation, cellular component: central plaque of spindle pole body. The record is from RefSeq and is a predicted model, not a curated record. NCBI's taxonomy places the organism in Eukaryota, Fungi, Ascomycota, Eurotiomycetes, Chaetothyriales, Herpotrichiellaceae. Gene Ontology annotation, molecular function: calcium ion binding; enzyme regulator activity. The transcript has 6 exons. The coding region runs from base 150 to 599 and encodes 149 amino acids.
CUGCAUUUCACCUUCAGCUACUGUCAUAAUCCAGACUUUCUCAACGAACCCCUCCUUGAUACCUUUACUCUGCGUUUUCGACCCUAAGUGAACCCUCUACCACCCUUAUCACGACAAUUUAUUCUUCUUUCGCAAGACACCCCCCCAAUAUGGCGGACUCUCUCACCGAAGAGCAGGUCUCCGAGUUCAAGGAGGCCUUCUCUCUCUUCGACAAAGAUGGCGAUGGACAAAUUACCACGAAAGAGCUAGGCACUGUCAUGAGAUCUCUGGGUCAAAAUCCUUCCGAGUCGGAACUGCAAGAUAUGAUCAACGAAGUGGAUGCAGACAAUAAUGGCACCAUCGAUUUCCCAGAAUUCCUCACAAUGAUGGCUCGCAAGAUGAAAGACACCGAUUCUGAGGAGGAAAUCCGAGAAGCCUUCAAGGUGUUCGAUCGCGACAACAACGGCUUCAUUUCGGCUGCCGAACUUCGUCAUGUCAUGACCUCGAUUGGCGAAAAGCUCACAGAUGACGAAGUUGAUGAGAUGAUUCGAGAAGCUGACCAGGACGGUGACGGUCGCAUUGAUUACAACGAGUUUGUACAAUUGAUGAUGCAGAAAUGAGUGAUGACCAGCAAUCAAGUAUGCGCAGCACGGAUCUUUGAGAAGUUUUAGAGCGGCUAAAUGGAACGAGUCUCUCCACCAAUACCACGGGCAGGGAGCAGCGCAUCUUUCAUUGCUAUAGAGCCGAGGGAUUUCCCAGCAGAGAACUUGCUAGGCAAGAAGAAAACAAUCAGAGUUAUUCCUAUUCACAACUCCGUUCCCUCUUCCAGCUCGAUCCUCGUGAAGCUCGAAUCAUUCGUGGGUAUCAUAGGGCAUCGUCUAACAUGCAGUCCUGGAUUGCAGUAAUCAACCGUUGUGAACACGUACACGCAUUCAACGGUCUUCAAUGUGACUGCAGCCAGUUGAGCAUCUGCUGGAACGCCGAAGUUUGUGCUUCUUUGAUCG